Molecule: messenger RNA, 3165 nt
Organism: Fusarium oxysporum Fo47
Lineage: Eukaryota; Fungi; Ascomycota; Sordariomycetes; Hypocreales; Nectriaceae
Product: acyl transferase/acyl hydrolase/lysophospholipase
Exons: 5
Coding region: 1-3165 (1054 amino acids)
Biological process (GO): arachidonate metabolic process
Cellular component (GO): membrane
Molecular function (GO): protein binding; ADP binding
Source: RefSeq, a predicted model, not a curated record
AUGAGCGAACAUAAUCCCAAGCCGCCUAGCGCGAGUCUGCUGGAUGAGGAGGGCAUUUGUAUGCUCUCCCUCGAUGGCGGCGGGGUACGCGGCCUAUCUUCACUAUAUGUCCUGAAAAGAAUCAUGGAUGGACAUAACGCCAAGAGGGAGAAAUUAAGACAAAGUCCGCAGAAGCCAGCGGAUAUCUUUGAUCUAAUUGGAGGCACGAGUACGGGCGGACUGAUCGCCAUAAUGCUUGGAAGGCUACAAAUGGACGUUGAUGAAUGCAUUUCGGCUUAUAACGACCUUAUCAAGGUGGUCUUUAGCAAAGAGGCAAGGGUCCAUCAGUCAAAGUUCAACCUUCUAGGGCAGACACAAGCUCGAUUCGAUUCCGGAGGACUCAAAGAUGCGAUAGAGAAGACUUUGAGGGAUAGAGGGCUGUCGCCAACAGAUGACAUGGUUGAUAGUCGCGAGCCUGGCUGCAAAGUUUUUGUGUGCGCCACCUCAAAACUCGACGCGGCUACAUAUCGAUUCAGAAGCUACACCAGCCAUAACAGCUUUCUCAACGCAACUAUCUGCCAAGCGGCUCGAGCUACAUCUGCCGCCACGACUUUCUUCAAUCCUGUCUCCAUCGGAGGCAUGAAAUUUGUCGACGGAGCUCUCGGGGCCAAUAACCCUGUUGACCAAGUCGAAGAAGAAGCUAGGGAGAUUUGGUGCUCAGACACUGGGAAUUUACAGCAACUAGUUAAGUGCUUCGUAUCGAUAGGAACGGGCAAACUUCCGACAUACAACAUUCACGAUCGAAUUGACAAAUUCAUAGCUACGCUGGCUAAAAUGGCAACGGAUGUCGAAAAGACAGCAGAAGCGUCGAUGAAGAGGUGGAGACAGCACCUCGAUCAGGGAAGAUACUUUCGAUUCAACGUGGACCACGGAUUGCAGACUGUAGGGAUGAAAGAGUAUAAAAAGAAAGGCGAGAUCCAGGCGGCAACUUACAAGUAUCUAAACAGUCAAGUCCAGAGUUCCUCUGUUCAGAGAUGCGUUGAGAAUCUAAUAUUGAAGAAGAAACUUACUGGGCUGGACUUUGAGCUCAGAAUCAAGGCCGCCCUCCCCCAAGAUCGACAUCAGAGAGCGGCACUGGCAGGGCUCCACGGAUCCGGCAAAACACAAAUCGCAAUUCAAUUUGCAGAAUGGGUUCAUUCAGCAUACCCCGAAUACUCUGUCUUUUGGCUGUCAGCAGACAAUCUUGAGGAGUCCUACUCACGGAUCACACAGAAGUUGGAUCUAUUUCGCCGCUAUGAACAUGAGUCCAAGUCUUCCGAUGCAAGGGUCCUUUUCCAUCGUUAUUUAUCUACAGAACAUCUUCGAAGGUGGUUCCUCAUUAUUGACGACGCUGAUACCGACAACUAUUCAUUAAACCCUAGUGCUCAGCCUAGGAGUGUUUUCAGUAAUCUUCCUGAUAGCAAGGAAGGUAAUAUCUUGUUCAUUACACAUUCGAUGAAAGCUGCAACCACUGCUGUGGGAAAUCAAGUGAACAAGGUCAUCAAAGUCGAAGGACUGGAAAACCCAGAUGCAAUCUCCAUUCUGAGACAGUCCCUGUUCAACAGGAGGCUGCUUGCAGAUGAGGACAUAGCUCAGGAGCUACUAUCUGAGCUAAAUGGCCUUCCUUUGAGUAUACAACAGGCAGCAAGGUAUCUUAACAACCAUGCCCAUCUCACGAUACACAAGUUCCUGGAUUUGUUGCGCAGCCCCAGUCAAGAUGCAUUCCCGUUCAUCUCACCAGAGUCCAACGGGUUAGGCGGAGGGAGAGAUUCCCAGGACUCCUUACUUAAGACAGCCAUGAAAUUAUUCGAGGCAAUUAAGAAAGACAACACACACGCCGGGACGCUACUUGAGUUUAUUUCUCAAAUUGGACCAUCAUCCAUCCCAAGAACAAUUCUUGCUGGUACUGGAAUCAAGGGUGGAAAGGCCGAACUCGAAGAGUCUAUCGGUACAUUGUGCAGCUUCUUUCUCUUGGCUCCAAGGCAAGGGGGGAAUAUGUUCGAUAUACCCACCGUCGUUCAUCUAUGCAUGCGAGUAUGGGUUAAACAAAAGAAAGCUUCUAAGGGCUUGACGGAAACAGUGACAAAGCGCCUCAACGAGCGUAUCCCACAGGUGGAGUGGUCGAAGCGAUUAAUUUGGAAAAAGUACGAGGCUCAUGCUAUUCGAGUCCUUACGGGAUGCCAAGACCACAACCUGAACUUCGAUGAGCGCUUUCAACUUGCGUGCAAAGUCGGAUCCUGGCUUUUACGAGAACGGAAUGUCAAAGGAGCAAUUCCAUGGCUCCAGCAAACUCUGGGUUGGGCAAGAAAGUCCUCAUUCAAAAAUACCCAGCGACGCCUGCGCAUCCAACUCGACCUUGCAGAAGCCUAUGCAGAAACAGAGCAGUCAGCAAAGGCGAUCCAGCUCACGGAAAAGGCCUCGAAAUUUCAGGAAAAGCACCUUUCAAAGGAUGACAGCAGUGCAUUGGCGGUUUCAUACGUCCUCGCAAAAGGCCAUCGUUUCAACGGUGCGCCAAAGAAAGAGAUUGAUCACUUAGAAAAGCUCAAAAAGAUUGACAAUAAAAGAAGCGCAAUGGAGAGGUUGACACUUCUGGGUGAGCUUGGGAAAUGCUACAGCUCCGCUAAAGAGUAUGAGAAGGCAAUCGAAAACCUUGAGAUGGGGAUAGACGCCGCGGGAAGCAAAAUUGCAAAGGAUGAUCCGAUUCUCAUUUUCGUCAAGAAUCAUCUUGCCUAUGCUUAUGGGCAGAGAGGUCAACACAACGAAGCCAUUUCUAUUCUAGAAGAGACCCUGCCAAUCCAGGAGCAGAUCUUAGGCAAAUCACAUUCCGAAACCCUCAUAACUCAAUCACACCUAGCCAAUCAAUACCUAGAGACCAAAGAGCUGACAAAAGCAAUUUCGAUUUUGGAGGAGCUUGUCCCUAUUCAAAGGAAGACACUUGGGCAGAUGAACAGGGAGACCAUGUGUUCUGAAAAUCAACUGGCAGAGGCAUAUUUUAACAACCAAAACGUGUAUACAGCUUUGAAGUUGUAUGAACACAUGCGUCUCGUACGUCGGAAUUUGGGUCAAAGUAAUGAGCAUAGAAAGUGGGCGGAAGCGGGUUAUGAGAAGUGUGCUGAGACCUGGAAGUGGACUUGGAUGCGUAGAUGA